This is a messenger RNA of Botrytis sinoallii, 681 nucleotides long. RefSeq lists its product as uncharacterized. NCBI's taxonomy places the organism in Eukaryota, Fungi, Ascomycota, Leotiomycetes, Helotiales, Sclerotiniaceae. Bases 1 to 681 code for a protein of 226 amino acids. The record is from RefSeq and is a predicted model, not a curated record. The transcript has 2 exons.
AUGUGUCGUUCCAUCUACAGUCUCGCAUUCUGCGGCCACGAGUUUAUUUCCGGCAAGCAGAAAUGCGAAAGCUAUCUAGCCUGGGAGGCAGCAAGGAGUCGAAAAAGUGCUCCCCCUCCUGCAUGUUCCACUCCCGAAGCCGAUCCCCACGACGUGAAAACCUUCGAUUAUAACUGUUACGAGUGCAAGCCGAGGUUUGACACGUUUCGUCUGGAUAUGGUGGAGCGUCGCGACGAAGCAAGUCUCAUCAGGCGAGACAUGGACAGGGCAAUUGUGGCUGCUGGUGGCGCGUAUACUGGAAAACAGCGAUAUGAGAUCUUGAAGCGCUUCGAAGAUUACAACCACGCUUUCGAAAUGAUGUUUGAGGACGUCGAGCAUGAAUUCCACAGUACUCAUAAUGUCCUUGAUCGUGUUCGGGGAGAAGCUGAGUCUGCCAAAAAGGAAGUUGCUGAAUGGAAAGAGAGAGUAGCGAGGCUUUGGGAAAAGGCUGCACUCAUCCUUCUGUUGAUUAUAAAUGUUCAUUUUGAGCAUGAAGCUGUCGAUCAAUUUGUGGCUGCUAUUAAAGGUGCCAUGCUUCGCCAACUGUCCUUCAAAUCCGGCACCUGGGCUUUGUCCGUAUCGAACCGCAUCCAGAUAUUAACUCGACGGAAGUAUGCGCGCGUCUCGAAAGUUGGCGAAUAA